This is a messenger RNA of Cylindrotheca closterium, 2721 nucleotides long. The record is from the annotation of a GenBank genome assembly. Lineage: Eukaryota; Bacillariophyta; Bacillariophyceae; Bacillariales; Bacillariaceae.
AUGAAGCUAUUGUCAAGCUUAUCGCUAACACUCUUACCUGCUGUAUGUCUUGCAGCGACUGAAUAUCAAUGUCCAUUACCCGAUGCGGCCAAGAAGUUCAGCGCCAUCGUUCUAGAAGAUAUGGACAGUGCUGCUCACAACGUGUACACCGGUGUUGCCGUUGGAGGUGUGUUCAAGAAUACUAAGAAACCCAAUUCAAAUAUUGCAGUUGAUGGCGAAAGUUUCGUUGGAAGCGUCCAGACCCCCAUUAGAAUCAAUUGGAAUAAGGGCAUUAACACUGGAUCCACGUUGGAGGAUGCUGGUAUUGACUGGUCCUACUUUGAAUACAUGGCGAAAAACACCUUUUCCACCACCAGGAAUGGAUACAAAAUCGUGAGAAUGACUUCGGGUGGAAACUUCAACACUUAUUCUUUCAACAAUGGAGGCCAAGGUGAAGAUAACGGGAAAACAAUCGUCUUCUUCGACACCAACCAAAAAGUGACCUUGACAAAGACAAACGAUGGUCGCCAGUUCGGUCCAACUGUCAUCGCUCCUUUCUCCGAGGUUGAAGUUCAUGGAAACGCUGGUUUCGUGGAUGGUCUCAUUGUUGCCAAGAAACUGAUCACCAGCGGAGGGAAUCCUUCCCAGUUGCAACUCCAUGGUGACUACUUUAAGGGUAAUAAUCUUCCUUGUCUAAAUCCACCACCGUCAGGUGCAACUAGUGGUCCGACUGCUGCACCUACCGGCACUCCGACUCCUGUUCCUACUAGUGGUCCAACUCCUGUACCUACCAGUGGUCCAACCCUUGAUCCAACUAGUUCACCAACAGCAGGACCGACGAAUACCCCUCCGACUGUGGACGGUGGCGCUAAGGGAGAUCCUCAUUUCAAGACCUGGAAGAACGAACAUUAUGAAUACCAUGGUCAGUGUGAUAUGAUCCUUGUCCAAGACCCUGACUUCGCCAAUGGAUUGGGAAUUGAAGUCCAAAUCCGAACCAAGCUUGUCCGUCACUGGAGCUACAUCAAGAACGCUGCUAUUCGUAUUGGUGAAGAUGUCCUCGAAGUGGAAGGAAGCGCCGAUCCUUCCAGCAAAUUCCAAUACUGGUACAACUUUGAAUCUCGAGCCAAAGUGGAUACUUUUGCUGGGUUCCCUCUGACUAUCAAGCACCGCGCAGGUAGCAAUUACACGGCAGGACUAGAGAUUGACUUGAGCUCCAUGUUCCCAGGCGAGAAGAUUGUUGUCGCCACAUGGAAGGAGUUUGUGCGAGUGGACUUCAAAAACCCAACCGAGGCCUCGUUUGGAAAGUCUGUUGGUCUACUCGGUGACUUCCAUACCGGCGAGACUCUUGCUCGCGAUGGUAUCACCGUUCAUAAUGACUUUUGGACCUAUGGAAACGAGUGGCAAGUCCUUCCAAAUGAAUUCAUGUUGUUCCACGUUGUCGAACAACCUCAGUUCCCCAAGAAGUGCAUCGAGCCUGAAGAUCCCCAAGGUGAACGUCGCCGACGACUAGAGGUGACUGGAAAGGAACGGAUUCGACGGAGGCCCGAACGGCACGUUUCCAAACACACCAAACAGAAAACAACACCACGAGAUGCGGCUUUGGAAGGUCACUUUACGCUGAUUGAUAUUGCCGUAGAAGAUGAAGGAUUGCUAGCGCGUAUUCCGGGAAAACGAUACAAUGCCAUUGGUACUUUUUGCAAGAUCGAAUGGAAGAAACAACAAGAGAAUCCGAGUACAGUUCCAAUGUUUAAGGAUUUGCAAGCCCAAUCCUUCAUGUGCGAAGGCACUCAAGUCGAAGUCGAUCUCUUUGAUCUGGCCCAAGAUGCCCGGGCGUAUGAUGCUUCCUUUAAUGAUCCUGACGUAUUCACGGGCAAGAAGAGUGUCGUUUUGCCAGUGGAACCUGCCGGUUUGGUCUUUCACGAAACUCGGUGUGGAUCCACUUUGACUGCCAACUUAUUGGCCGCCUUUUCUCCCGAUCACUCACGCGUCUAUAGCGAAUCUCCACCACCCGUCCACGCUUUGAGAGCUUGUUCUGAUCGACCAUGUGAUCCCGACAAGCAUACGCAAUUGAUCAAGGAUGUCUUUUAUUUAAUGGGCCGGACACUACGGGUGGACCGACCCCAACAUGUAUUUUACAAAAUUCAAUCGAUUGGUACCAUGGACAUUGACAAGUUUACGUCCGUCUUUCCGAAUACUCCGUGGGUGUAUCUGUAUCGUGAUUCGGUCGAAGUCAUGAUGUCCCACUUUAAGGAUGCGGCUGCCCAGACGCUCAACAAAAAGGGAAAGAAACGAUUGCCGGUGUGCGCGAGAAAUUAUGUCCGACCCAUGAACCGACAACCGCGCACCACUCAAAAGAUUUUGCAAAAGCAUGACAAGACAAUGGAAAAUAUUGAAGUUGCAGAAUACUGUGCUGCCCAUUUGGCUGCCUUGUCCUUGGCCGCCAUUGAUGAGCACAAAAAGACGGGGAUGGGGAGAUUCAUCAACUACAAUCAAUUACCAGAGAUUGCUUGGGAUCGAAUAUUACCCGAGUUCUUUGACAUCAAUCCCAUUAGCGAUGGCAUGAUCGAAAACAUGAAGCAAGUAGCAGGUGUCUACAGUAAGGGCCGAAACAGCAAGGCCAAUCAAGUCUGGCAAGAGGAUGCCACCAACAAGCACAAUCGGGCCACACCCCAAGUGAUUGCGGCAGCCCAUGAGUUUUUGAGUGACAUUUACGAUCAAAUGGAGAAUCUGUCAAAAAGUUAA